Messenger RNA from Oreochromis niloticus (Nile tilapia), 3281 nucleotides. It is a transcript of the gene exoc6, whose product is annotated as exocyst complex component 6. Gene Ontology annotation, cellular component: exocyst; membrane. The transcript is spliced from 25 exons. NCBI's taxonomy places the organism in Eukaryota, Metazoa, Chordata, Actinopteri, Cichliformes, Cichlidae. The record is from RefSeq and is a predicted model, not a curated record. The coding region runs from base 69 to 2564 and encodes 831 amino acids. Gene Ontology annotation, biological process: Golgi to plasma membrane transport; intracellular protein transport; exocytosis.
CAAAAUAUCCUCUCUUACACGUACAGAUUUUUAGUCUUCAUACUUAAGACAUACUUCACUAAGAGAGAAUGGCUAGUGACAGGAUCUAUGCUGCUUUACCUGACCCGCCUGGUCAAAGCGAAGGAGAAGGCAAAGAAGAAGAAAAGAAGGCUUUUGGGAAUAUUUUUGCAGAGUUGGAAUCUGUGGACUUACCUCUUGGAACCACCUUAAGGUCUAUUUAUGAUGACCAACCCAAUGCCCACAAGCGCUUCAUGGAAAAGCUUGAUGCCAGGAUAAGGAAUCAUGACCGUGAGAUUGAAAAGAUGUGCAAUUUUCACCACCAAGGGUUUGUGGAUGCCAUCACAGAGCUCCUCAAAGUCCGUGCAGAUGCAGAAAAAUUGAUGGGCCAAGUGACAGACACUAAUCGAAGACUACAAGAUGCAGGCAGGGAGGUGACAGCUCAGACAGAGGAGGUGAUUCGCUGUCGGGUCCAGCAGAGGAACAUGGCGACCACUGUGGAGAAACUCCAGCUCUGUAUACCAGUGCUAGAAAUGUACAGCAAGUUAAAGGAGCAGCUGGAAUCCAAAAGAUAUUAUGCUGCACUAAAAACCAUGGAGCAGUUGGAGAAGGUCUAUAUCCCAAGGGUCAGUCAGUACAGGUUCUGUCAGAUCAUGGCUGAAAAUCUGCCCAGACUGAGGGAGGAGAUCAAAGACAUCUCCAUGUCAGACCUCAAAGACUUCCUGGAGAGCAUUCGGAAGCAUUCAGACAAGGUUGGAGAGACUGCCAUGAGACAGGCACAGCAGCAUAGGACCUUUAAUAGUGCAGUAGCCAAGCAGGCCAGUAUGGGCCACUACAUCAAGCCCGUGUACUCUCUCAAUGAGCGAACACAUGCUCACACUCCCAACGGCCUGCUGAUGGAUGAUGACACUGGAGAUGAUGAGGCUGAUGAAGAGAUUCUUACAGCUCAGGAUCUGGUGGACUUCUCGCCCGUCUACAGGUGUCUACACAUCUAUACUGUGUUGGGUGACCGAGAAACAUUUGAGAACUACUACAGGAAACAGAGGAAAAAACAGGCCCGGCUAGUUCUGCAGCCUCAGGCUAACAUGCAUGAGACAGUGGAAGGCUACAGAAGAUACUUCAAUCAGAUUGUAGGGUUCUUUGUUGUGGAGGACCAUAUCCUCCAUGCCACUCAAGGGCUGGUGACCAGAGCUUUUACUGAUGAACUGUGGAACAUGGCGCUGUCCAAGAUCAUCGCUGUUCUCCGGACACACUCUUCAUACUGUGAUGUCCCAGACUUGGUGCUGGAGCUGAAGAAUCUAAUAGUCAUCUUUGCUGACACACUACAGGGUUACGGCUUCCCGGUAAACCGUUUGUUUGACCUGCUGUUUGAGGUUAGAGACCAGUACAACGAAACCCUGCUGAAGAAAUGGGCACUGGUUUUCAGAGAGAUCUUUGAACUGGACAACUACAGUCCCAUCCCAGUGGAAACAGAGGACGAAUAUAAACUGGUUGUCAGCCGCUUUCCCUUCCACGAUGCUGAGAUAGAGAAGCAGGACUUUCCUAAGAAGCUGCCAAUGUCCCAGUCUGUCCCUCAGAUCUACACCCAGGUCAAAGAGUUCAUUUACGCCAGCCUCAAGUUCUCAGAGUCACUACACCGCAGUUCAACAGAGAUUGAUGAUAUGUUGCGAAAAUCUACCAACCUGUUGCUGACAAGAACUCUCAGCAGUUGUCUGCAAAACCUUAUCAAGAAACCUCACAUAGGACUGACUGAGCUUGUGCAGAUCAUCAUUAAUACCACCCACCUGGAGCAGGCCUGCAGGUAUCUGGAGGAAUUCAUAACAAACAUCACCAACGUCUCCCCAGAAACAGUUCACACCACAAGACUCUACGGAUUGUCGACCUUCAAGGAUGCUCGUCAUGCUGCAGAGGGAGAGAUUUAUACCAAACUGAACCAGAAGAUUGAUGAGUUCAUCCAGCUAGCAGACUACGAAUGGGGCAUGGCCGAGUCAGACGGCCGUGCCUCAGGGUAUCUCAUGGACCUGAUCAACUUCCUACGAUCUACUUUCCAGGUGUUCACACACCUCCCGAAUAACAACAAUGAUCAUGCAUCAAUGUCGGGAAAAGUGGCCCAGACAGCUUGUAUGUCAGCCUGCAAGCAUCUGUCCACAUCACUGAUGCAGAUGCUGCUGGACACGGAACUCAAACAGAUCAGUAUGGGGGCCAUUCAGCAGUUCAACUUAGAUGUUAUUCAGUGUGAAUUGUUUGCCAGCUCAGAACCAGUGCCUGGGUUUCAAGGAGACACUCUUCAGCUGGCCUUCAUCGAUCUACGACAGCUCCUGGACCUCUUCAUGGUGUGGGACUGGUCAACUUACUUGGCAGACUAUGGCCAGCCAACAUCCAAAUACCUGAGAGUAAAUCCAGCCACUGCCCUGGCUCUGCUGGAGAAAGUCUACAGGGGGAUGAAGGACACCAGUAAGAAGAACAACAUCUUCUCCCAGUUCAGGAAGAAUGACAGAGACAAACAGAAGCUGAUAGAGACUGUAGUCAAACAGCUGAGGAGUCUGGUCAAUGGCAUGUCCUCUUAAACACACACACACACACACACACACACACACACACACACACACACACACACAGGCAGGAGUGAUGUGUGUGAAACGAGACAAAAAGAUGUAAACAUGAAUGGAGUCACAUGCACGCGUUGAACUGCCAACUGAAGGACUUUUUCACAUAUGUAAAAACAACACACCAAAUGGCAAAGACACACUCGUGAACCACACGGGGACUUCUAGGGACAGAUACACAGCUUACAUGUACACACAAGUCACACACACACUUUACAUGAAGGCAAAGCAAUAGACAAACUGUACAGAGUGGGCAGGAAAUCGACUCUGCAAACACAUAAAGUCUCCUUAGCUGACUGAAUACUCAACAUAUAAACGGCAUACAGCAGUUUACUGAGCUCUACACAGGAGCAAGCAGUAAAAUGUUUGUAAAGUAUUUUUAAUGCCACGAUGAGACGAGACAAACUAUGUUUUGUACUUUUGUGAGAGUGCAAUGGUUGCUGCAGAGCGAGAACGCUACAGCACAGGAAAUGACAGGCACAACUAUUGGGACGAUGAGGCAAAAGGUCAGUAACACCAGUGAAUGGCACCGAUCACUACCUGAUGCUUUGUCAGACACAUUUAUAAACCGAAGCCAUGUGCAGUAAGUUUAUCUGCUGGUUAACCUAGUCAGUAAAAACCAGCUGUUGUCUGGAGGAGUGUGGUCGUUAACGAGUAAAUAUUUCAGCCCAUACUAAC